AUGUCACUUUCUCAUACUAUCUACAAUUUUGCUCAGGCCAACCAGAGCACUGCCUUGCAACAACACACCAUACCUGUGAAUCCUGCCAGGCUCCCGCGAGAACAGGAGGUCAGUGAUAUGUUUAGAUAUCUGGAAAGGACCAAGCAGUUAUUGCAGCAAGUCGGUCCACCACAAACAUCUUCAGGGCUCCAACCAGGUCUUCAGCCUCCUCAGCAACAACACAUGAUCAGUAUGCCCAAUCCCAUGACGAUACCAGUGAAUUCAUCGGCAGGAGUUCCAAGGCCAGAUCUGCCCGUGGUUCUUUCAACACGAUGUUGCAAUUGUAGUAGAUUUGUUGCUCGCGCAUCGCGACAGCGAUCUCAUAGGGGACCGACCUUAUGCCGAGAUUGUACUUCUUAUCAAACGAGGCAGGAUGCUAAGCGGAGCUCUAGACGUGAUCGGCCACUCUGA
Fusarium mangiferae is the source of this 450-nucleotide messenger RNA. RefSeq lists its product as uncharacterized. The record is from RefSeq and is a predicted model, not a curated record. NCBI's taxonomy places the organism in Eukaryota, Fungi, Ascomycota, Sordariomycetes, Hypocreales, Nectriaceae. The transcript has 2 exons. Bases 1 to 450 code for a protein of 149 amino acids.